GUUUUUAAGAUCUGCGAUCAGGACGCAAACGCUGUGUUUGUAAGAAAAAAAAAAAAAGGGAAACAAAUGAGACAUUCAUAGCUACCCUGCAACAAAGCCUGGGCUGGAUGUGUGCCUUUAUGGAUUUUAAAGACUUGGAAGCGUAAAAAUCGUUGAUUGCUUUCUUUUUAGUGUGCGUAAUAAAGUGGAUGCUGCUCGCGCUGUGAAGAAGUAUCCGCUGCAGCCACGAGGGCUCCGAUGAGCAGCGCGGUAACAGGACACCCGCACCGCGAGAGCAUCACCUUCCCCUUCAGGUGCUUCACCCAUGAUCUGAUCGCAGCGGGAGGAGGAUGGUGGCGGACAUGGCGAGCUGGGGGGCGGCUGGUCACCUGGAGGACGGAGACGGAGAUAUCCCCACAGCUGAAAACAAAGAUGACGUGACUGAGAGCGACAGCAGCGGCUCAGAAAAUGCAGAGACGUCCACAGAGGAGAGUUCAGCGGAGGAUGACGAUGACGAAGAGGAGGAUACAAAUCCAAUUUCAUCAGGGGGCUGUGCAGAGAAGGACAGAGACGAGCAAGACAAAGAAGAAGCAGGUGCAGAAAAACAUAAAAACGAGGCAGCUGCUGGACCUGGAGCCGAGGUUUUAAAUGGGAAAGAUGAGAACCUCUUCAAGAUAUGCUGUGAAAAAUGCAAAGCCGCCCAACAGAGCCACAGCUAUGAGGUUGUGACUCCCAGGAGGAUCUCCAAGGAUCGACUGCAGGUGCAGCUGGAGGCGGAGGGCACGUACGAGUGCAGCGCCACCGGCCUGGUUUUCGAGGCGUCCGAGCGGGUUCUGGUGCGGUACUCCGUCCUGUCCUGGUCCAAGUUCGGCUCCUUCCUGCGAGACUCCUGGAAGUUCGCCGGCCCCAUUUUCAAUGUGGACACGGUCAACAAGGACGCGUCCGUCCUCAAGUCCAUCCAGUUCCCUCACUCCCUCUGCCUGUCUGAUCCAGACAGCGAGAUGACGUUCGGCGUCCUGCACAUAAAGAACAACCGGCCCCUCAUCGAGCCCACGGCGGACCACUCGGGCAGCCACGUCAAGUGGAACGUCUCGUCCCUGUCGCCCGUGGGCCCCAUCGUUCAGACCAGCCGGGCGGUCGGGCAGCACGGGGUGGUUCUGGUCUACAAGCAGCGCUGCAGCGACGCCCACAGCUACAGCUUCCACGUCUACCUGGCCCCCAACAACUCCUCUGACAUUAAGGAUGUGGCCAAACAGGUGCGGAGCUACAAGAACCGAUACUUUCAGAUCACCAAGCCUCCCACGUGCAACCUGGACGAGGGGACGUAUCGCCUCCUGAGCGAGCCCGAGGGGGAGAUCAAGCCUCAGGACUUGAAAUUCACCCUGGCUGUAACAAAGAUGAAAGGCUACUUUGAAGCUUUCUUUGAGCAGCCUCCUCCGUUCAAACUGUCUCUGAUAGAAGUCACCACCGAGGAGACGGUCUGGUCUGCGACCAUCAGAGAAGGUGACUGCGUGGAUAACUCUGAAAUGAAGCCCAGGAAACGGACUCACAGCAGACAGCGGAGCAGCAGCCCCUCGGAAGAAGAGACGAACUGUAAAAAACCUCGAUGGCAGGACGAGUCAGAUGGGGGUAAAGCGGGGAGGACUCUGGACCAGGACCUGUCGGAGAAGCAGCUGCUGCAGGUGGCCAGGCGCCUCGGGAAGGAGUGGAAGCAGGUGGCCAUCUUCCUGGACCUGAAGGCCCAGGAGCUGGACGACAUCCAGGCGGCGGAGAAGGACGUGGCCAUGCAGAAGCUGAAGAUGCUGGUGGAAUGGAAGAGCAGGCGGCGGCCGGGCGAAGCCACGGCGUGGCACCUGUGGAAGAGCCUGGAGGAGAUGGACGACCUGCCCAACGAGGUUCAUCAGAUGCUGCGAGAUAUGAUGAACAAUCAAGGCGCUAAGUGAAAGAAUCAAACGGACCUCUGGAUGCCUGUUGCACUAUAAUCGAGGGAAAACAAAAAAAAAUGAAGAUCUCAGGAAUUCAAAGUGGAUUCAACCUGUGGACCAAACAUCAGCUUUUUACUUCUUUUGUAUUUCUGAGUCUGAAACUUUUUUUUUUAAUUAUUAUUCUGCAUUUCAUAAAAAAGGGCCAUUUAACGUGGGCAUUUUCCUCAUUGGAAAGUAAAAAAAUGGUCCUCAGGUCAAGUAGAGAAGAGGACGACUGUACAUAAAGGUACAUAAAGGUAGUUGAAAUGACCAGUAGAGUUGUAGCGUUGUUGAUGUGAGCAGCUGUCGUGUUAACAGGUGAGUGUCGGUGCUGCAGUGUUUCAGCUGCAAAAAUUACAAACAGGGAAAAAUCCAACCUGUUUAUAUUGUUUCUCUUUUUAAAUGUUCUCUCACUCAGUCGUUUUUUUUGUCUUUAAUGUUAUGAAACGAUCAGGCGAAUUUCCACAUGCAGGUGUAUGUGACUGCAAAAGAAACUAAAAGAAAAACUGAAUUAUGGAAUCUUACUACUAUCUUGCUCUUAUUUUUAUACGUGCACUAAUGCUUUUUGUACACUUUUUCCGUACAUUUUUUUUUUGUAUUUUUUUAAAACGUGUAUUGUAUGUCUGUCUUUUUUUUUUAUGACGUUUUUUCAAAACUUGAACCAUGAGUCUCUUCCAGUGAGACGGGAUUGUUUGUCUUCCCUCUGCUAGAUGUGAAUCUGUCAGGAUACGCUGCGGAGAAAUCAAUCUAAACAUUCAGGGCUGAUUUAUGUGUGCAAGUGCAGCUAAAAAAAAAAAGAAAAAAAAGAGGACAUUAUUCAUAUCUUCUUUGAGUAAGCUUAGGACAGUUAAUGGACUUUAAAAGA
Salarias fasciatus (jewelled blenny) is the source of this 2808-nucleotide messenger RNA. RefSeq lists its product as uncharacterized. Gene Ontology annotation, molecular function: protein binding. Gene Ontology annotation, cellular component: THO complex part of transcription export complex. The record is from RefSeq and is a predicted model, not a curated record. NCBI's taxonomy places the organism in Eukaryota, Metazoa, Chordata, Actinopteri, Blenniiformes, Blenniidae. The transcript is spliced from 17 exons. Gene Ontology annotation, biological process: mRNA export from nucleus; signal transduction. Bases 330 to 1922 code for a protein of 530 amino acids.